GGGGGAGAGGGCAAGAGAGCGAGGGAGGGCGUGCUACUGACGGGCUUGGAAUGGUAGCAGCUCUGAGGAGGCGUGGCCGGGCGGUACCAUUCGGGGGAGGCGGGCGGGGAGGCAUGCCACAGACUUGACGUGUGCGUGUCUGCGAGGGGGGGGAAUGUUCCAUUGCGCGUGGGUGAGGAAGGCUCCAUGUGGUGCUUCUGGAGGGCCCCGUCGAGGGUGAUACCACUGCAUUCAGCAAGGGGGGCAGAGGGAGGCAGGAGGUGCCACUGAGGGGGGGCAACUUUUGGUUUUGGGGGUGCCUCUCUGGGGAAUGCCAGGCAGUGCCAGCGCAUGGGGCAAGUGGUGCCAUUUUGAGCUGUGGUAGCGGAAGGGGUGUGCCUUUCACCCAAAGAGCAUCAAUAAGCGGGUAUUGGAAGGGACCAUGCCCAGGCCCCGCUGCUCUUAGGGGGCUGUGAGGGGUGCGCGGUGGCGGUGUUUUUUGGCAAGCCAGGAGCCCGGAGGAUCCCCUCGCCGCCAUGGCCUCCAACUGCACCGGAGGCACGGCCUCGGCGAACGUCGGCGCGGCCAUCGGAGCGGCGCUGAGCGCUUCCAAGACCAAGACGAAGAAGAAGCAUUUUGUGUGCCAGAAGGUGAAGCUCUUCCGAGCCUCGGAGCCGCUCCUCAGCGUCCUGAUGUGGGGAGUCAACCACACGAUUAACGAAUUGAGUAAUGUCCCUGUCCCAGUUAUGUUAAUGCCAGAUGACUUUAAGGCCUACAGCAAGAUUAAGGUGGACAAUCAUCUUUUCAACAAGGAGAACCUCCCAAGUCGCUUCAAAUUCAAGGAGUACUGCCCACUAGUGUUCCGAAAUCUCCGCGAAAGGUUUGCGAUUGACGAUCAAGAUUAUCAGAAUUCCGUGACACGGAGCGCCCCGGUGUACAGUGACAGCCACGGCCGUUGCGGGGUCCGUUUCCUCACCACCUACGACCGGCGGUUUGUCAUCAAGGCGGUGUCGAGUGAAGACGUCGCAGAGAUGCACAACAUCCUCAAGAAGUACCACCAAUUCAUUGUGGAAUGUCAUGGGAAUACACUUCUCCCCCAGUUCCUUGGUAUGUACAGGCUCACUGUAGACGGCGUGGAAACAUACAUGGUGGUCACCAGGAACGUGUUCAGCCAUCGGCUGACAGUGCAUCGGAAAUACGAUCUCAAGGGUUCAACGGUAGCAAGGGAAGCCAGUGACAAGGAAAAGGCCAAGGACCUGCCGACCUUCAAGGACAACGACUUUCUGAAUGAAGGCCAAAAGCUCCACGUUGGAGAGGAAAGCAAAAAGAACUUUUUGGAGAAGUUGAAGCGAGACGUCGAGUUUCUCGCUCAGCUGAAGAUCAUGGAUUACAGUUUGCUGGUGGGGAUUCACGACGUGGACCGUGCUGAGCAAGAGGAGAUGGAAGUUGAGGACCGGGCAGAAGACGAAGAAUGCGAGAACGACGGCAUUGGUGGAAACCCCAUUGGCUCUUAUGGAACCCCGCCUGACAGUCCCGGCAACCUUCUCAACUUCCCCCGGUUUUUUGGGCCUGGGGAGUUUGAUCCCUCCGUGGAUGUCUACGCUAUGAAAAGCCAUGAAAGUGCCCCUAAAAAGGAGGUCUAUUUCAUGGCCAUUAUAGAUAUCCUCACACCGUAUGACACAAAGAAAAAAGCGGCGCACGCUGCCAAAACUGUGAAACACGGGGCCGGAGCAGAGAUUUCCACAGUCAAUCCAGAGCAGUAUUCAAAACGCUUCAACGAAUUUAUGUCCAAUAUCCUGACAUAGUUGCCUUCCCAUCCUUGGCAAAAAAACGCAGAGGGAGAAGACAAAGUGGGGGUGGGUGCAGGAUGUGACCUUCCAGAGCAACAGGAACGCACCUCCCUCUGCUGGGGUGUGAUGUUCAGUGAAUGUGCGAUAACCGUGUGACCUAGCAGAAAACUAACUCAUAGCUGUAGGCCUCCAAAUACUCUGCUUGACCUGGUGGAAAAGUGGAGGUUUCUCUCUCUCUCUUUCUCCCUCUCUCUCUUUCUCUCUCUCUCUCUCUUUGGUUGCGACAAAAUCCAAACAUAAACCUGAGGAAUUCUCUUUGAAGAGUAUCACAGUCUCCUGAAGGUCAGGCGCAAAUGUGAAUAAAUAGCAGAAACUCCACAGACAUUUGUCCCUUCGAUUGGAUCUGCUUUUCUUCACUACGAGCGAGAAAAAACAAACCAACCACUUGUUGCUUCUUUCUCUAAGAACUGGAUGGGAAUAACCGUUUGCCGUUUGGAGGGGAAACUGUUACAGCGAUGUGCAAAAGCCAUUUUAAGUGAAUUGAAACAGAGAACUUUCCCCUUUGGGUUACAUUUCCCCAUUAUUAUUAUUAUUAUUAUUAUUAUUUUGCACCAAUGUUCAUUUCAAAAGAGAUGGGGUGGAAUACGAUGGCAAGUUGGCUGCUUAAAAAUUCACGCAAGUCAAUGGGAGGAAAGCAGUUACAGAAGAAUUCUUACACCGGUCAUUCUGGACCACGUCGAAGGCCCUUGGCGAAGAGACUGACUCUGAAGGGGGUGUGGCAACAUUAAAUCAUUCUCCGGACGAGUUGCAAAGACAUUUCUUUUGGAGCACCUGGACUCAGUUGCCUCUGUAACAUAACUGAUGUUCUGGCAGUGUUAAGCCAAUCAUGGUUCAGCCAACUUUUUAACCCUGGAUCCGGUUGCGAAUCCCAUAAGACGGUGCUUGCCAUGAGAAGGCCGCCACUUUUUAAAGCAGCAUAUUUUGUUGUGAAUCAGUGUGUUGGAAAUCUGUCUCCCUGGAGUUUUGGGAACAACAUGAUCCUAGAACGUAGGGAAAGAAACAUUAUAAAUCGAUGCAGCUGACUGUUCCGUAACCACUAAGAUAGACUGUCUGUGAGCUAGGACAGAACGUUGGAAUAAUUUGUGCUAGGUCGGUUUUCUUCAAGAAAGCAAACUGUUCUUGCCCCAUUUGAAUUGCAACUUUCCCCCCCUCUUACGUCUGCAGACAGUAACGUUGGAUUGAACAGCCACGCUUGUUGAAACUGCCGAAGAUUUGGAAUGCAACGCGUUGAUUCCAUGUUUUAAAUCUUAUGUGGGGUGGGGAGGGGGGGUUGUUUGUGGGUUGGCUUAUUUUUUAAGAUGGAUAUAACCGUUUUUGAGCCGUCACCUUGCAAUCAAGACACUUUGCUUACUCUGCCUUGAAACUGUUUCUCACAUAGGCCUUUCUUACCCUGAAUGUGGUUGUUGGGGAGUUUGUGUCUUGUGCUGUGUAGUAUAGUUCUUGAUUUGUGGAUUCUGUCUUGUUGAGAAUGUGGUGAAUGUUUUCUUUCCUUCUUUCCCCCUUCCCUUGUAGUAUAUGCCCCUUCUUCUCUGAUGGGAUCCCCCCCCCCGCCUCGCCUGAUUAAAAAGAAAAUUGAUUCCACAA
Messenger RNA from Podarcis raffonei (Aeolian wall lizard), 3413 nucleotides. It is a transcript of the gene PIP4K2B, whose product is annotated as phosphatidylinositol-5-phosphate 4-kinase type 2 beta. Gene Ontology annotation, molecular function: phosphatidylinositol kinase activity. The coding region runs from base 516 to 1784 and encodes 422 amino acids. The record is from RefSeq and is a predicted model, not a curated record. Gene Ontology annotation, biological process: phosphatidylinositol metabolic process. The transcript has 10 exons. NCBI's taxonomy places the organism in Eukaryota, Metazoa, Chordata, Lepidosauria, Squamata, Lacertidae.